CUCUGUCUGCCUCCCUUCCGCCGCCCCCCUCCCCUUCUCUCUUCUCUCUUUUUCCCUUCCGUUCCUCCCUCUCCUUCCACCGCCCGCCCCUCUGUGCUGUCUCACUUCCCGGCCUUCUGACAAGAGCUGCACAUUUGUAUGCAGGGGUGGAAGAGCCCUUUACCUCCCUUCUAAGUUGGAGCUCGAGUACGAUGUGGUUGUAUUCUCAUACUUGCUAAAACCCCAAAGCCGUUGAGUUAAAGCUCUGGUUGAAGGAGUUAACAAUGGAAACCGAAGUAGUUAUUGCCUCAUCUCCGACAGACGCUGGAAUCAGCUGUUGGGACCUCCACACCGGGGCUGAGCACCUCCGCUACAAGUCGUGCGCCUCCCCUUCCCACGGUCUUACCUCCGUUGCCGGCCGCUUUCUUGCCUCCUCCCAAAUCCGAGAGUCCAAGUCGUCGUCUUCGUCUGGGUCCAUUCUCUAUUGGUCCUGGAGCAAGCCCCAGGUUGAAGUUAGGAGCUUUCCUGCCGAACCCAUAAAGCCACUUGUCUCCAAUAGUCAAGGAACUUACAUUGCAGGAGGAGGUGUUUCAGGGGAUAUAUACUUUUGGGAGGUUGCAACUGGCAAAUUGCUCAAGAAGUGGCAUGCACAUUACCGGGCUGUUAGUUGCUUGGUUUUUAAUGAUGACGAAUCCCUUUUGAUUUCAGGGGCGGAAGAUGGAUCUGUUCGCGUUUGGUCACUUUUCCUGAUAUUCGAUGAUGCAAGGAGGGAAGAGAUGAAACAUUUGUUUGAGUACAGUUUCCAUGAGCAUUCUUUGAGGGUGACUGAUGUUAAAACUGGCUAUGGUGGAUCGAAUGCAAUAAUUGUGUCUGCUUCUGAGGAUCGUACAUGCAAGGUUUGGAGUUUAUCUAAAGGGAAGAUAGUAAGAAAUGUUGUCUUCCCUUCAAUGAUAGAUGCAAUUUCCUUGGACCCUGGGGAACAUGUCUUUUAUGCGGGUGGUAGAGAUGGUAAAAUCUAUAUAGCUGGAUUAAAUUCUCCAGUAACUUCCAACAGCAACUAUGGAUUGCAUAUAGUUGGUGCACUGUCUGAGCACAGCAAAGGUGUAUCCUGCUUGGCUUCUAGUGCUGAUGGAUUUUUAUUAGUUUCUGGAUCAGAGGAUGGCAUGAUUAGAGUGUGGGACACUAGAACGCGAAACAUUAUUCGGGUCUUUAGACACACCAAAGGUCCAGUUAAUAAUGUUCUUGUCAUCAGACAGCCGAAAUACAUAAAUCCUCGUACAUCUGCUACUUCUCUGGCUUCAGCAGCAAGGAGGCAAGGUCUGACAUUACCACCUCCACUGGAAAAGUUUGCUAAUUCCCCAGAUGAGAGUCCAUAUGUUAAAGUACUCAUCGGUCCUCAGACCCUGCCAAAUCAACCCUUAUUCUCUCCAUACAUAAGCAUUCAGACAAUGGAAGCUCAAAUAAAAGAACUACAGAAACAAGGUUCUUCUGCAGCUGCUGAAGUGGAUGUGGAAAGGUUGAAAAGUGAACAGCUGAGGUCUGUGCAAAUGAUCCAGCAAUGGAAAAAGAUGUAUGAGAAUCUGCAUCAAUUCUGUGUCAGCGAGCUUCUGGAAGGCAGUCACACUGAAAGUCCCAAUGGAUAAAAUUUAUGAGGUACCAUUUAGGGUUAUUAGUUUCUCGUACACUAAGCUGAAAAAGUAAGUGCCAAUUGUUCACUUUAGUCUUUCCUUCUUCAUUUGACUUUGAGUUCUCAUCGGUACUGAGGACUCAUUUAGCACAAUUUUCUUAUAGUGGAGGUUGUAAUUCCCUAAAUAGAACAUUAUCACGAGCUUGCAUGAUUCAAAAUUUUUGGUAUACUGUAAUUAUUUGAGAAUUGUACUUUAUAUGAAGCAAUUCUAAAACCGUCUUGCUCCUGAGAUGUAGAAUUGUGAAGUUUCAGCCAACUUAAUGUCAUAUCGAUCUUGAUGCUA
Molecule: messenger RNA, 1949 nt
Organism: Sesamum indicum (sesame)
Lineage: Eukaryota; Viridiplantae; Streptophyta; Magnoliopsida; Lamiales; Pedaliaceae
Gene: RID3
Product: Transducin/WD40 repeat-like superfamily protein
Biological process (GO): DNA-templated DNA replication; rRNA processing
Cellular component (GO): nuclear pre-replicative complex; rixosome complex
Molecular function (GO): protein binding
Source: RefSeq, a predicted model, not a curated record